AUGGAGAGAAUACAUCAGUUGUCGUGCGAAUGCUCAAAAUCUGAAAUUGAUUUGUUCAGCAUUCCUCCGACCCAAACGACGGUGGAAAAGGGGAAAUGGGUUGAAUUUUUCCCACUCACAAAUAUUUCCGACACGGCCCCCAUCCAAUUUCACCUACAAGGAUCCACGGAGGAGUACACGGACCUCUCACAAAGUCUAAUCCAUCUCCAAGCAAAAGUCGUCAAUGGAGACGGCACACCGUUGGCCGACGAUGCCCAGGUUGGCCCUACUAACAUGUUCUUACACUCCCUGUUUAGUGAUGUGGACUUGAUGCUGAAUGAUAGACUCAUCACCCCAUCGACAAACACCUAUGCCUACAGGGCAGCCCUGGAAACGCUGCUCACGUACGGGGCUGAAGCCAAAGAAUCUCAGCUCUCGUCCGCUCUAUUUUACAAGGACACGGCCGGUCACAUGGACGAUGGGAACCCCCUACGCAACGAUGAUGGUAACAUGGGUCUGAAAGAAAGGCAUCGUUUCAUCAAAGGGAGCAAUAUUGUGGACAUGGUAGGCGUUCUUCAUCUCGACAUGGUGUUUCAGGAUAGACUGCUCCUGGGAGGCGUGGAUAUCAAACUUAAACUCAAUCGCAGCAAGAAUAGCUUCAGUCUGAUGUCAUCGGUCGAGAACGCCAAUUACAAAGUCCUCAUCACCAGCGCCUCGCUACACGUGAGAAGAGUCAAACUGAGCCCAGAGGCAGCCCUUCUCCAUGCCAAGACGUUGGAAACACAAACGGCCAAGUAUCCCAUCCGGCGAGGCGAGGUCAAAACCUUUUCAAUACCACGAGGGAACCUGUCUUUUACCAGAGAAAGCCUUAUCCUGGGACAACUGCCCAAACGGCUUGUGAUUGGAUGCGUCAGCAACACGGCCUUCAACGGAGACUACUCCAAAAAUCCUUUCAACUUUCAUCAUUACGAUUUGAACUUCUUGGCCCUCUACGCAGACUCGGAGCAAAUUCCAUGGAAACCCAUCCGCCCCAACUUUUCAGCACCUGACCCCAAUUACAUCUUGGCCUACCAGACACUCUUCUCGGGCAUCAACUCCAUGUUUCAUGACAAGGGAAAUCAGAUUACCAGAAACGAUUAUAACAAAGGGUACACGCUCUAUGCGUUUGACAUGACACCCGAUCUUUCCACGGGCGAUUGUUUUAACUUGCGUAAACACGGGAAUGUUCGACUAGAGUUGCAAUUUGCGAGUGCUCUUCCAGAAACUGUGAAUGUGUUGGUCUAUGCAGAAUAUGAAAGCGUGAUCGAAAUUGAUAGAAACCGUAACGUCAUCGUAGAUUUUGGUGGUUGA
This is a messenger RNA of Strongylocentrotus purpuratus (purple sea urchin), 1329 nucleotides long. RefSeq lists its product as uncharacterized. The record is from RefSeq and is a predicted model, not a curated record. Bases 1 to 1329 code for a protein of 442 amino acids. Gene Ontology annotation, molecular function: ribonucleoside-diphosphate reductase activity, thioredoxin disulfide as acceptor. Gene Ontology annotation, cellular component: cytosol. Gene Ontology annotation, biological process: deoxyribonucleotide biosynthetic process. NCBI's taxonomy places the organism in Eukaryota, Metazoa, Echinodermata, Echinoidea, Camarodonta, Strongylocentrotidae. The transcript has a single exon.